This is a messenger RNA of Pseudocercospora fijiensis CIRAD86, 915 nucleotides long. RefSeq lists its product as uncharacterized. The coding region runs from base 1 to 915 and encodes 304 amino acids. NCBI's taxonomy places the organism in Eukaryota, Fungi, Ascomycota, Dothideomycetes, Mycosphaerellales, Mycosphaerellaceae. The record is from RefSeq and is a predicted model, not a curated record. The transcript has 8 exons.
AUGAAAAAUCAUCUUGACUUUCCUCCGCCGGAAAGACUAAAGAUUAUGCGAAUGCUGGCAAUGGCAACGCAAAAGGUUGGAUUCACGCUGGUAUGUUAUAUUUGUGGUGGUGCAUCUUCUGCAGAUGUCGUGGACUGGACUGAAGAUGAUGAUGAUGGGAAGGAAGUUGUGACCAGCGUCGUGCUGGGAGAUUUUGACAUCGCUUGUAAAUUAAACCGACUCACGCGACGUGCCUUGGGGAAUCCAAUGUCUAGUUGUAAGUCAAGAAGCGUGCUCAAUGCUGCAGAGAUGCCGGAGAAUUCACCAGAGCAAGAAGUGCGCUUACUCGCCAUUGGACCUGUUCCGGAGACUCUAUACACGCGCAUCCCUGGUGAAUCUUGGAAGACUGCCUUGCGCAGCGCAGCUCAGGCGACGGAUCUGGAAGUUACGGAGAGGCCUGCGCUCAGGCUGCGCGUCUGGGGUCAAGAGAUGACUGAGCCAACGUGCUUGAACAUCCCUUCUGGGAGGAUGCUGCGGAGUCAGCGUAUUGGCAGUGAGUUAAUGACUGGAAGACAUGAUGUGGUCGGCGUGGCGAGUACGUUCCUUCCUGCGGUGAAGGAAAUUCCGAUUAAAUUGGUCGGCGACCCACGCUCUGGAAGGAAUUUCUGUGAGGGUGAUAUGUUGGAUAUUGCAAUCAAGACAUUCACAAUGGACGACGAGAGGAAAUUCUUUGUGACUUUGGCGGGUGGUGCGGUAGCAGCAGCAUUCGUCAACGGGCCAACCUCGCGUGUGCUUAUGCCACAUGGAGGUAUCAUACAGCUUGUGGCAAGAGUCACUCCGUCACUACUGAGGUUUGAGCAAAAGCGUUGCAACGAAGACUUGAAGAGUGUGUGUGGUGCUGCAACUGCCGCACUUCUUCUUCCGACUUUCUCGUAG